Cydia pomonella (codling moth) is the source of this 1336-nucleotide messenger RNA. RefSeq names its product tRNA (cytosine(38)-C(5))-methyltransferase (gene Mt2). Gene Ontology annotation, molecular function: methyltransferase activity. The transcript has 3 exons. Bases 524 to 1336 code for a protein of 270 amino acids. NCBI's taxonomy places the organism in Eukaryota, Metazoa, Arthropoda, Insecta, Lepidoptera, Tortricidae. The record is from RefSeq and is a predicted model, not a curated record.
AAACCCGUUCUGAGCCAUGCCGGGUCCAAAGGACCCCAUCACAGUAGCAGCGUUACCCCGCUGUAUAGCGAUGGAGAUAUGUUGGACAAGCCAUAACUCAGAACGGGGGUCAUUUCCUUUCUCCCUGAGUCGCUUGCCAAGCUCUCGGAAGAGCUCACGCGCCUCCCGCCCCCAGGGCUGUCUCGACGGCGACGGGCACGAAGUCGUAGGUGGCUUCCAAGGCAGAGUAUUUCAGGCGCUUACUUUUGGCGGCAGUCUCUCUCUCUCUUUUGUUUGAAAUACAGGAACAAAAACCGAUCCCAAGUAAAUGAAAGGUUGGGAUUCCCAACUUUUCAUUUACUAUAGGUUUUUUCACUGUUUUAUAUGGCAACAUUAAAGUAAACACAUAGUGCCAACAUUGCCAAUCGUGAUCUAUCACUCUGACAUCAGACCAAGGUCUUUUCUGUCAUUCUUGAAUUACUGAAACACAAUUUAGUUUUAAAGACACGCUGAAUUUGUUUUUAUUGAUAUAUUCAUUAAAAAAAUGACUCACAGGAUAUUAGAACUAUACAGUGGUAUUGGGGGCAUGCAUUGUGCCUGGAAAGAUUCUGGUAUACCAGGGACAACAGUCGCCGCAGUUGAUAUAAAUACUGUUGCUAACGAUGUCUACAAACACAACUUUCCUGAGACUAAUCUUCUGAACCGAAAUAUCCAGUCAAUCAAACCAGAAGAAAUAAAGAAGAUGAACAUUAACAUAAUACUUAUGUCUCCGCCAUGUCAACCUUUUACAAGAAACGGAAAGUUUCUAGACAAGAAUGAUCCAAGAACUAACUCUUUUACAUACUUACUGGAUAUACUGAGCCAGUUGGAUAGUGUAGAGUACAUCUUAAUGGAAAAUAUGAACAGGCUUCCAAAAGAUUAUGAUGACCCAUUUAUGCUUAGUGAAAUAAUUGAAGAAAAUGUGCCAGAGAGGUACUUGAUAUCUGACAAGUUGCUAAAAAGGGCCAAUAUUUUUGACAUAUGCUACAAAGACUCCAGAAGGUCAUGCUGUUUCACAAAAGCAUACACACAUUAUGUUGAAGGCACUGGUUCUGUAUUCACAGAAGCAAGUCCAGAAACAGUAGAUAACUGUUAUAAAGAGGCAAAUACUCAUGAAGUUGGCAGCCCUGAUUUUGUCAGUACUCUAAAAGACCUCAAGCUAAGGUUUUUCACUCCAAAAGAAGUGUCACAGCUCAUGGCUUUUCCUAAAAGCUAUGAGUUUCCAAAAAACAUAUCAAUAAAGCAGUGCUACAGAUUAUUAGGUAAUAGUGUGAAUAUCAAAGUGAUAUCAGAGUUAUUAAAGAUAUUAGUAGACUGA